GAGAUGAGCCUCACACUCCCUGUUUAUCUCUUAUCUCUUAUCUCUUAUCUAUUACCACUCCUGCAAGCUGCGGCAGAGCAAUGCUGCAUUCAAUUCCGGCGAAUGAAUCUGUGAUUUCAGGCUGGUUCCGGCGGUCGAAUGGGCAAAUCUCCCCUCUCCUUCUUCAACCAUUUCGGACCAAAUUCCAGACCCGUUUCCCAAUCACUUGCUCCUUUACUUCCUCCGGUUGGAGCUCGAGGGGAGGAUUCAAGAGGCACGUAGUCGUCCAAGGAGCCCAUCCCGAGUCGGACCAGGAAGCGGAAGACCAAGAAGAGUUUCGAGUAAUGGCGGCUGUGAGGAGCGAGUACAACGACAUUGUCAUCGUCGACACCGCGAGAUCCCGGUUCCUGUUGCUGGACUCCACGCACAACGUUCACAGCACGGUGAACAAAGGGGAGGACAAAUGGACCGGUUCCUACUGGGAUGAGUUCGCAAGCCUGCCGGCCAUAGUCCCCGAAGGCUCCCCCAUCGCCAUCUUCGGAUUGGGGGGCGGGACUGCUGCUCACCUGAUGCUGCAGCUGUGGCCUUGGUUGCGGAUCGAAGGGUGGGAGAUCGACAAGGUUCUGAUCGACAAGGCCAGGGAGUACAUGGGGCUCUCUGAGUUGGAAAAGCCUAAUGGAGCAGGCGGGAUGCUCAGCGUUCACGUCGGCGACGUCCUCUCUCCUCGGGCAAAGGUUGAUGGAGGAUAUUACGCGGGAAUCGCAGUGGACUUGUUCGCGGGAGGCAGGGUAUUGCCGCAGUUGCAGGAGGUCGAGACUUGGUUGGAGUUGAAGGAGAGGUUGAUGCCCAGCGGCCGCAUCAUGGUGAACUGCGGUGGGAUCGAUGACGUCAAUCCCACGGGAAUCACUAGAGAGUGGGAGCGGAAUUCCACAAUCAGGGCAAUGUCAAGCGCCUUCCCUGGAGAGUUGAGCUGGAGAAGAAUGGCACAAGCGGAAGGUGAAAACUAUCUAGCCCUCACGGGACUUUUGCCUGAUCUCGACCUGUGGUCUGCCAGAGUCCCCGGCCGUUUGAGCAACAAUGUCCGAGAAUGGAGGCCUUGCAUUUGACUCAUCCCGCAUCUGAUUAGACCAAUGCAAGCAGAGGACCUUAACAUCGAAUGAUCUCGAUCUAUAUUCCUCUGUAGCGGCAGCUCCUCUGUCUUUAUUCAAAUUCAUCUUUGCUUGAAUGCACCACCCAUCAGUAAGGUAAAUGGUACUGGAUGCCUCCUUCACCACUCAUACUGGCUUCCACAGUGGAAUGAUUCGAAGUCGCAGUGGUUGAUGGCAAUGUUGCGCUCUUAACUGUCUUCUAUGGUGCCAAAUUUGCAAGACUCCGGCUUCCUGCAGCCAAGCGCGCAGAGAGCAAGAGCAAGAGAGAGAGAGAUUUAUACCAGCUAGGGUUCUUGACAUAUAAGUAUAGUCCAAGCUAGAGACAGAUUGAUGAGGUUUUUCGCUAGCCUUAGUUCCUUA
Molecule: messenger RNA, 1487 nt
Organism: Rhodamnia argentea
Lineage: Eukaryota; Viridiplantae; Streptophyta; Magnoliopsida; Myrtales; Myrtaceae
Exons: 2
Coding region: 81-1085 (334 amino acids)
Source: RefSeq, a predicted model, not a curated record